Molecule: messenger RNA, 642 nt
Organism: Diaporthe batatas
Lineage: Eukaryota; Fungi; Ascomycota; Sordariomycetes; Diaporthales; Diaporthaceae
Exons: 2
Coding region: 1-642 (213 amino acids)
Molecular function (GO): protein binding
Source: RefSeq, a predicted model, not a curated record
AUGCAACCAAUACACUCAGACCUCAAGGCUUUCUACUCCGGCACCGACAUGUCGGAUGGCCUGGCCGCCAUCGAGAAGAACAACGCCGCAAACAUCGCCAAACAGGCCGGCCGGUACGACGAGGCCGUCCGCCUGCACGUCGAGGCUGUCCGGCUGAAGGUUCGACUCUACGGGGCCGAUUCCGUCGACGCCGCCUUCUCCUACAACAUGCUCGGCGACGCCCUGCUUGCCGCCGGGAAGCUCGACAAGGCCGCAGAAGCCCUCGAGUUCGCCCUCAAGGUCAGGGACGACGUAGCAUUUGGCGGCAUGGGGCUUGGCCCGCGCAUCGAUGCUGCUGCGAGCAGAGACAACAUGGCCCGCGUCCUGGAGGCCAAGGGCGACUUCCCAGCAGCACGUGAGCUCCGCCUCAAGGGUGCGGACAAGGGACAUGUAAUCUGCGGUUGUUUGAAGUGUGUGACCCCUGGCGGUGCCCUGCUCUCCCGGGCACAGUUGAAGGCAUGUGGCGCUUGCCGUUCUGUCUUCUACUGCAGUACGGCAUGCCAGAAGAGAGACUGGAAGGAGAGACACAAGCCACUUUGCAAGAAGCACCAAGCUGCCAGCAGUUCAAGUGCCGACGCGGCCGGAACUGCGGUGCCCGCCUGA